Messenger RNA from Strongylus vulgaris, 213 nucleotides. NCBI's taxonomy places the organism in Eukaryota, Metazoa, Nematoda, Chromadorea, Rhabditida, Strongylidae. The record is from the annotation of a GenBank genome assembly.
AUGAGGGCAGCCACGGCUCCGGGACCGGACCACGUUUCGGUCGACCUCUUACGAGAUGGAGGACAUCGCCUACACGAGACAGUUGAGGAACAUCUAACGUCUUACUCAAAAGGAAAGGAUCUCCGACUAAACUACCGUUCCAAUACGCGUGCUGAGCGUGCUUUACAAGCUCUUCAUGUAGAUUAUCGCUCACACAUCAAGGACACUGGAUAA